Cyphellophora europaea CBS 101466 is the source of this 1131-nucleotide messenger RNA. RefSeq lists its product as uncharacterized. NCBI's taxonomy places the organism in Eukaryota, Fungi, Ascomycota, Eurotiomycetes, Chaetothyriales, Cyphellophoraceae. The record is from RefSeq and is a predicted model, not a curated record. The transcript has a single exon. The coding region runs from base 1 to 1131 and encodes 376 amino acids.
AUGAGCAAGAGAAAAUCCCAGCGCCAAAAAGCACCAAAAGCCUGGCCCUAUACUCCCGAACCCUCUCCCCGUCUUGGUCCUUCGCCGCUACCAUACGACGAUCUGAAGGAUAACUUCAUUAUGGACGAGCCUGCUCACACCAGACCGAUCAGCGUCGCUCGCAAAGAAGGCAUAUUAUCACCCAAUCGGCCUACAUUGGAAGAAGUUUUGGCCAACAAUGCCCCUGCGCCUUACACACUCGCCGCCUACACUGCCUUUCUUUCUCAACAACAUUGUCUCGAAACUCUUGAGUUCGUCACCGAGGCAAGAAAGUACGGAGAACAGUACGACGAAGCAGCCUUGGAACUGAGCGGCAUGCCUUUAACAACUGAUACCGACCAAGGAUUUGAACUGUCCAUGAUCUGGUCUCGAAUUCUCGACAUCUAUGUGAAGCCUGGUGCUCCCAGGGAGAUCAACCUGCCAGCCGAGGAGCGAGAUGAUCUUGUCGAAUAUCCUUACGACCUUCGUCCCGCUCCUCCGGCAGCUCUCGAGCCAGCGGUCAAGCGCAUGUAUGAUCUCAUGUCCGACUCGAUAUUCAUCCCUUUCUGCAACAGCCUCAAAGUACCAUCCCAUGCCCAGACCUACAGCGCUUUGUCAGAUUGGUCGAGAGCAGGCGAUCUCGAACCGGCAAGGUUGACAUACGAUGAGAGGACCGGAAUAUCGCGAAGAGCUCCUACGCGGCGGAAAGAGUCACCACCCAACACAUCUGCCUCUCAGUUUUCUCCCUCACGAUCUCCGCCGUCGCAACACCGGCCUACUCGAUCCUCCACGUUAUCUUCCGCGAUCACCCGCGCCUCAGCCAACAACCGUUUGUCGACGCACGUCUCGCACUCUUCCGCCGUCUCGGAAAGUGCGCUGACCGACAGCAGUGAUAAUGGCGCAGAAACUGGUCUUACAGAGGCUGAGUCAGUCAUGACUCCACCAACCACGCCCCCAACCAGUGAGCUAGGAGGUCCCCAUCACGCCCACCCGGCACCGACCACCCACCCUACGACUCAUCCUACCAAAUCUCAACGGAGUGAGAGUGGAGCCUGGAAGAAGACGAUGAAGUUCUUUGGUGGCGGAUCGAACAAGAAAAAGGGCACCGAUUGA